Messenger RNA from Vicia villosa (hairy vetch), 1328 nucleotides. Its product is annotated as SNF1-related protein kinase regulatory subunit beta-1. The coding region runs from base 315 to 1154 and encodes 279 amino acids. NCBI's taxonomy places the organism in Eukaryota, Viridiplantae, Streptophyta, Magnoliopsida, Fabales, Fabaceae. The transcript has 4 exons. The record is from RefSeq and is a predicted model, not a curated record. Gene Ontology annotation, molecular function: protein binding.
AACCCUUUUCUUCUUUUCUCUCUGGUUUUAUUUUUAAUUUUUAUUGUAAUCUAAAUUUCUCGCUCCAAAGUCCAAGACAUCACAGCGUCAGAUCAGACUCAUACACAAGUUGAUAAGAAUAAAACGACGAAUAACGGAACCGUUUUCUUCUUCUUCUUCGCGGCACUUUCACUUCUUCAUACUCUCAUAAUUUGUCGUUUACUUCCCCUUCGCCUGCAUUGCGAUUCUUCUCUCCUUUUCAGUAAACGACAAUAACAUCACACAUAUAUAAUAUAUUUCCUGCGUUUUGUAUUUUCCCCGAAUUUCAAUCUCUCAUGGGAAACGCUAAUGGCAGAGAAGAUGGAGCCAUUUCCGACGGUGCUGAUCUCGCUGGUCGUGAACCUCACGCGCCUGAUUCUCGCCCUCCGGUUCGCGCUUUUUCUUCCGAUUCAAUGGCGAAUAGUCCGCCUCAGAGUCCUCGCCGGUCCAGAUCGCCGAUCCUCUUCGGUCCUCAGGUUCCUCUAGCUCCAUUACAAAGAGGUAACGGCCCUCCUUUUCUCAAUCAAAUGUGGCAGAAUGAGCCUCAUGGUAUUGUUCAUCAACCUCCUGAGCAAGGAAUCCCUGUUAUGAUCACUUGGAAUUAUGGAGGUAACAGUGUGGCCGUGGAGGGAUCUUGGGAUAACUGGACAUCCAGGAAGGCAAUGCAGCGAGGUGGCAAGGAUCACUCAAUUCUUAUAGUCCUUCCAUCAGGUAUAUAUCAUUACAGGUUCAUUGUUGAUGGUGAACAGAGAUAUAUUCCAGAUCUUCCUUAUGUAGCUGAUGAGAUGGGGAAUGUCUGCAAUCUUCUUGAUGUUAACGAUUAUGUGCCAGAAAAUCCUGAAGGUGUCUCUGAGUUUGAGGCGCCACUCUCCCCAGAAUCUAGUUAUGGUCAAGCCUAUCCAGGUGAGGAAGAUUUUGCAAAAGAGCCAUUGGCUGUUCCCUCGCAGCUACAUCUUACAGUCCUAGGUAUGGAGAAUGCUGAUUCUGGGCCCUCUUCAAAGCCUCAACAUAUUGUGCUAAAUCAUGUCUUCAUAGAGAAAAAUAUGGCCUCAAAGUCCGUUGUUGCCCUGGGAUUGACUCACAGGUUCCAGUCUAAAUAUGUGACAGUUGUCCUUUACAAACCUCUCAAGAGAUAAAUAUGCGACAAUUGUCAAGGUUGUUUCAUUUUGUAGCCUCAGUCUGUAAAAAAAUGUUCAAAUAAUACUCCCCUCCUUAGGUGGUAUAUGAAGGUCAUGUGUCUGUAGAUAUGCUCGAAAAAUGUGGUGUUAAAGUUCUGACAUGAUACAUUAAAACUUUUAGUUUUUCAGUGA